Messenger RNA from Owenia fusiformis, 1316 nucleotides. The record is from the annotation of a GenBank genome assembly. Lineage: Eukaryota; Metazoa; Annelida; Polychaeta; Sabellida; Oweniidae.
UUUGUAAUUGAUGUUCAUAUUGAUUUAUAUAUUUGAAUGCUAAUUGUAAUUUCAAUUUGAUAAAUUACCUAUUUAUAAUUCAAGAUCAUACUAGAGUGACCAGAUUCAAAAUAAUCAUGGAUUUGGUGAAAUGGUAUAUGCUUAUAUCUCUGCUUACUUCUUUCAUUGUCCUCCUUCAAGGCUUUCGAGCUCCACCUGGCUAUUUUAAGAAGCGUUCGAAAUGUGAUAUGAUAUCAAGGCAAUAUACAGUCAUUGACUCGUUGAAAAGGUGCUCAUAUUAUCGAUGUGUAUUCGGUAGGUAUAUCAAGAAAGAUUGCCCUAGUGGAAGGCAAUUGACUUCCCAAUUUGUGAAAUGGGGAAGCCGUGGUUACGCAUACAAAUAUAAUCCUUGUGGAGAGAGAGUCACGAAAUGUCACGAUGUAACGUUUGGACGACUUGGUGAUGAGGUUGUCCCCGUCGGAUUGAAACCAUACUUUACUUUGGAAUCAUGUGGAAUUGACCUUGGGAUCGGCCUUGAUAUUUCAUGUAGCAUUUCGGAUGAAAACAAACAGUUGGUUAAGGAUUUCACACUCAACAUAAUUAACAGGUUUAAGAUAGGUAGAGGAUUCCUCAAAGUGGCGGGAGUUAAAUUUGCCGAAAAGCCGCAGGUUAUCCAAUUUCUGGACCAGUCCACCUCAAAUCAAGCUACAAAGUUCAAAUUUAAAAGCAUGGAUUUAACAGCUGAUCGAUGUCGCACUCAUACUGACGAUGCUCUUGCGAUUUUCAGAGAUGAAAUAUUCAGUAAGGAACGAGGCAAUAGACCUGACAAAAAGGAUAUUCUAGUGUUUAUGUCAGACGGCUCAACGUAUCACGGUAAAAAUGUUGAUAACAAUGUGUAUGUAGAGAGAACGAAGCGCAUUGGUCGGGAAUUACGUGAGAAACUCGGCGUGGAGACUUUUGUGUUGGGAAUGCCGACAAAUAAGAAUAAAACUGUUGGAUAUGAUGAGUGGAUGGAAAUAGGAGGAGAUCAUGAACACGUCAUAACGUUAGCUUCGUUCAGGGAGCUAGACUCUAAAAUAAAUGAGUUGUUGAAAAAUUCCUGCAAAGAGACGAUAUUGGAUCCGAACUUCUGGAAUUAAUUUCCAUUUACGUGAAAAUUGAAGUUCCUCUACCCCUAUACUGUAUCAUAGACUAUACUAUGAUGCUACACAGUGUGUUAUUGGCCAGCAAAGGCAGCAAUCAAAUUGUGAAAUUACAAAUGACGUAUUAUUUAACAUGUAGCAAGCUACCAGCGGAGAAAAAAAGCACGUACUAAAUAAAUUACGAUAUACAUCUGA